Molecule: messenger RNA, 926 nt
Organism: Pipistrellus kuhlii (Kuhl's pipistrelle)
Lineage: Eukaryota; Metazoa; Chordata; Mammalia; Chiroptera; Vespertilionidae
Gene: GSC2
Product: goosecoid homeobox 2
Exons: 3
Coding region: 209-811 (200 amino acids)
Biological process (GO): regulation of transcription by RNA polymerase II
Cellular component (GO): nucleus
Molecular function (GO): RNA polymerase II cis-regulatory region sequence-specific DNA binding; DNA-binding transcription factor activity, RNA polymerase II-specific
Source: RefSeq, a predicted model, not a curated record
UGCGGGUCCCAUCCCCGCGGCUCGGCGAGCCCCCGCGCGCCGUGGCGGCGGGACAGCAUCUCCCGCCACCGCUGUCGGGGAUUAGCGAGCUCCGGCCACGCGGCGGGAUUAGCCCGCGUGGACGCGGCGCCGGGCCCGGGGAUUACCGCGCUCCCCCCGCCCCGACGGAUAUAUACCCCGAGGCGGCGGCGGCGGCGGGCCGGCCGAGAUGGCGGCGGCGGGGGGCGCGGCGAGCCGCGGGGGCCCCGGGCGGCCCUGCCCCUUCUCCAUCGAGCACAUCCUCUCCAGUCUGCCCGAGCGAAGCCCCCCGGCCCGGGCCGCCCGCCCGCCGCCGCCCGCCGGCCGCCCGAGCCCCGCGGAGCCCGGGGAGCCCGGGGCGCCCGAGGCCGCGCCCUGCGCCUGCUGCUGCUGCUGCGGCGUCCGGCGGCCCCCGGAGCCGGCCGCGCGGCUGGGCGCGCGGCUGCCGUGGCCGCUGAGGCUGGGGCCCCCGGCGCCCCCGCCCUUGGCCGCGCCGCCGGGGAGCUCGGGGGCCCUGUCCGCCCCCGGCGGCCCCGGCCCGCAGCGGCGCACGCGGCGCCACCGCACCAUCUUCAGCGAGGAGCAGCUGCAGGCGCUGGAGGCGCUCUUCCUGCGGAACCAGUACCCCGACGUGGGCACGCGGGAGCGCCUGGCCGGCCGCAUCCGCCUGCGCGAGGAGCGCGUGGAGGUUUGGUUCAAGAACCGCCGCGCCAAAUGGCGACACCAGAAGCGGGCGUCCGCGGCUGCGAGGCUCCUGCCCGGAGCCAAGAAGCCACCCAAGGAGCAGUGCUGAUGCGCCGCGAGCUGCUCCUCGGCUUGGCCUCGGGCGGCUCGUAGAGACGGCAGUCAGCCCUGCCCGGAAACGAGUGGGGGGAGGACCCCUGCCUCUUGCCGUCGGCACAGCGUCC